CCUUGGCAUACCAGCACCAUUCAGUCCUCAGCAGCCCCCCUCACAGGACAGGAAGCCUACAUGAGCGAGAAAGCAGAAGCUGUCUGAGUUCAGAGAGAAAAAGUUGUCAGUGUCAGAAUCAGCAUGGCCGGGGGCUCGGUGUCUGAGUGCAAGGAGUACUUGUUCAAAGUGCUGGUCAUCGGGGAAUUAGGCGUGGGGAAGACCAGCAUCAUCAAACGCUACGUGCACCAGCUGUUCUCGCAGCACUACAGGGCGACGAUCGGAGUCGACUUUGCGUUAAAAGUUAUCAACUGGGACAGCAAGACACUUGUCAGGUUACAGCUGUGGGAUAUCGCAGGUCAGGAACGCUUUGGAAAUAUGACGCGAGUGUACUACAAAGAGGCCGUGGGGGCGUUCGUGGUGUUCGACGUGACACGAGGCUCCACGUUUGAGGCGGUUGCUAAGUGGAAGCAUGACCUGGACAGCAAGGUGAAGCUGGCUAACGGCAACCCGAUCCCCUCUGUGCUGCUCGCCAAUAAAUGCGACCAGAAGAAAGACAUCUCCAACAGCACGGCCCUAAUGGACAAUUUCUGCAGAGAGACUGGCUUUCUGGGCUGGUUUGAAACAUCAGCUAAGGAAAACAUCAACGUGGACGAGGCAGCGUGUUUCCUGGUAGAGAAUAUCUUGGCUAAUGACAAAGGAUUACCAUACGAGGAGAGCAAUGGAGACCGGAUCAAACUGGACCAGGAGACUGUGGCUGCUGAGAGCAAGUCAGGCUGCUGCUAACACUGGAGUCCGUUCACACAUCCGCCUCCCUUUGGCAGGAUCCAACCCGCUCACCCAGCCUGUGGCUCUCAGCCCUCUACUGCAAGUCUACUGGAAGUCUUUUGGGUCUUCAAAGCUCCAGGAUCUUCUCCUCUUUUGCAGUGACGCCCAUUUGACCAGCACAUCCAAGUUUCUUGUUGAAGCUUUCCCUGUAGGCCAGAAUAAAACCACUCUUUUAUCUUGAUGUUUUCUGCCACUUCCCUUGGCCUUUUCUCUCCUUGUCUCUCACUUCAUAAUCCUAAAAAUCUUUAUUAAUGUAUUUUAUUUUAAUCACAUCAUAUUUAUGUAUUAGCCUACUGCUAAGAUCCCCAACCCAGCCCUCCAUACUUGAACCCUGCCACUCUUCCUGUUGCCCUGACAACCUCUCAAGUCCUGGACUGUACCAUUCUUAAGAAGGGGUGUAAACUAAGUAGAAAAUUGUAAAACAAAAAGUAGAAAACUACCCGUGGCCUCGUUCAUUUGGUCAAUUCUUUUUCAGUAUCCUUUCAGUUACCUUUAUCUGUAAAACAAUACACAUUCUUCAGUUCAGUGUUUCUAAAAUAUGUCUUUACUUCAUAAAGAUAACUCCCCUUAAACAACACAUUUUGACAGCAAACAUAUGUUUGUGUCCCAGGUGUUCUCAAGACUACUGUGUAAAAAGUAAGCAAAUAAGUUAUGCAUUAUCAAAGUGUUAUUGUUUCUGUCUUUUUGCCAUGUUUUCUCUCAAAUGCUGUGCCGUCAUGCCAUAGUUAUUUUGUAAUGUUGAUAAGAGGGGACCACUUUUGUUGUUUUCUUGAACAUUAACAAGCACACUGAGAAAGACCACAGUAUUUCAGGAAGAAGCACUGUAUUCAUGAUAAAUGUGUGACACACUGAGAAAACGUUGUUGAAUUGUCAUUGCACCAGUAUGAAAAUGUAGAUCUUAUUUACAGAAUGUUUUUCUUUUUUUUUUUUUUUUAAAUAAUGUGUUGGGGCAUACAUUAUACAACCUGUGGGAUGUCAUGAAAACAGAAUCCUGAAGAGGACUAUACUCUCUUGUACAUAAGGAAGGUAACCUGUUUAAGUGUUAAGAUAUAAUAUGAUGGAUUUUUUAAAACAUUUACAUGUGAAAAUACUUACAAUUUACAAGACCAAAAUAGAAUAAACAUUUGAACAGAU
This is a messenger RNA of Labrus mixtus (cuckoo wrasse), 1941 nucleotides long. RefSeq names its product RAB32a, member RAS oncogene family (gene rab32a). Gene Ontology annotation, molecular function: GTPase activity; GTP binding. Gene Ontology annotation, cellular component: Golgi apparatus; vesicle; trans-Golgi network. The coding region runs from base 124 to 765 and encodes 213 amino acids. NCBI's taxonomy places the organism in Eukaryota, Metazoa, Chordata, Actinopteri, Labriformes, Labridae. Gene Ontology annotation, biological process: vesicle-mediated transport. The transcript is spliced from 3 exons. The record is from RefSeq and is a predicted model, not a curated record.